CCGAAAAAUGCGGUUUAUAUUCUGCGUACGUCUGGCGGUGGCAGCGGGCUUGCUCCCGUAUCGGUAUCGGUUGCUCCGUUGCCAUCAGCAUCUCGGACACGCUGCCACCCGAUUCCCAGCAAGUGGUGUACCCGCCACUCCUUCAACGUGAGAAAUCUCCCUUCCUUGGCUACUCCUACCAUGCAGGCCGAAGGUUCAGUUGCCGGUCCAUCCGACCUUGGCCAGGCCGCCCGCGCACGCGGCGGCUCGGUUGGGUUUGGGAUCACAUCCACCCCUCGCGAGCCCACCAUGGAAAUCAUCCCUGUCUUCCGCACCAUCUCCGUCGAGAUCAAGAACCCUGCCAAAAAGAAGGCCCAGGCCGCCAAGGGCAGCAAGGACUGGAAGAAGGAGGACAGCCACUCGAUCCCUCUCCCGGACUUGUAUGUCCGUCUCGGUGCCCGUCCUCCCCAGGACGGCGGCCUCCUGAGCGCCGUCGCUGCCCAGAAGCUCAAGUUCGAGGGCCCCAACACCAUUACUCCCGUCCGUGAGAACCAGGUCCUCAAGCUCCUCAGCUUCUUCUUUGGUGGCUUUUGCUUCCUCAUGUGGUGUGCCGCCUUUAUCAUCUUCCUUUCCUACUGGCCGCUUCCCCAGAUAGAUGGCCAGGCUCCGAACAUCUACAACCUCGCCCUGGUCAUCCUUCUCUUGGUCGUCAUCCUUUUCCAAGGUGUCUUCUACGCCUGGCAAGACUGGUCGUCCAACUCGGUCAUGAAGAAGAUCCACAACCUCCUCGCCCAGGACGCCACUGUCAUUCGUGAUGGCAAGUCCGUUGUCAUCCCCUCCGGCCAAGUCGUUCCCGGCGAUAUCAUCGAGCUCAAGCUCGGCGCCAAGGUUCCCGCCGACUGUCGUAUCAUCGAGUGCUCGGGCGAUCUGUCCUUUGAUCGCUCCAUCCUCACCGGCGAGGCCAUUGCCGUCAGAGGCAACACUUCGUGCACUGACCCUUCCUUCACCGAAACCCGCAACGUUGCUUUCAUGGGCACCUCCGUUGUCAAUGGCAGCGGCAAGGCCGUCGUUGUCUUCACCGGCGACAACACCAUGAUGGGCCAGAUUGCCACCCUUACUGCCAAGAAGAAGGUCGAGAAAACCCUCCUUCAGAAGGAAGUCAUGUACUUUGUCGCCUUUGUCGCCACGGUUGCCUUUAGUUGCGGUGCCAUCUGCAUGCUUGUCUGGGCCUUUGUGCUGGAUAAGCAGCCCCAGCCCCAGUUUGAUUUGAUCGGCAUGCUCGGCAACCUCUGCGGUAUCAUUGUCGCCUUCGUCCCUGAGGGUCUUCCCAUCUGCAUGUCCGUCACCCUCGGCGUCAUUGCCCGCAGAAUGGCCAAGCAGAACGUCCUCGUCAAGCACCUGACCACCAUCGAGACCCUCGGCGCCGUCUCCGUCAUCUGCACCGACAAGACCGGCACCCUGACCCAGAACAAGAUGACCGUCACCACCGUCAGCAUCUGCGGCGACUCGACCACCAAGCCCUCCAACAACAUCACCAGCCUCCUGCACCACGUUAUUGCCCAGUGCUGCGAUGCCAAGUUCCAGGAUCCCGACACCGUUGAGCUGAGCAAGCGCCUGGCCUCGGGCGAUGCCACCGAUGUUGCUGUUCUCAAGUAUGCCGAGGGCCUCGGCUCUGUUGCCAACAUCCGCGGUGCCUUCAAGAAGAUCUUUGCCAUUCCCUUCAACAGCCGCAACAAGUGGAUGCUGACCAUCCAGGACUUUGAAGAGUCGCCCGUCCCCGAGCUCGCCGGCACCACCCUGUUCAUCAAGGGCGCCCCCGACAUCCUCUUUGCCAACGUCACCAAGGCCCUGACCCCCGACGGCAAAGUCGUUCCCUUUGCCGACGUCCGCCAGCUCAUCCAGUCUGCUCAGCUCGACUGGGCCAGCCAGGGCAAGCGUGUCAUUGCCGUCGCCUACAAGAACAUCGAUGCCCAGAAGCUGCAGGCUGCCGCCCAGGUCCAGGACGGCCUCGAGCCCUUUGCCUAUGACUCGAUCAACGACCUCACCCUCGUUGGACUGCUCGGCAUCGUCGACCCUCCCAGACCCGAGACUCGCGGUACUGUCGAGACCUGCCGCAAGGCACACAUCCGUGUGGCCAUGGUGACUGGCGACUUUUCGUCCACUGCUGUUGCCAUUGCCCGCGAUGUUGGCAUCAUCACUGCCCUCAAGGUCGACACCGUGGCCAGCCUCCCCAACGCCGUCAACCGAGUCAAGAAGGUCGAAAAGCCCCAGAAGAAGUCCAUCUUCAGUAUCUUCUCGCGCUCCAAGCCUACUGCCACUCCCGUCGGCGAAGAAAAGACCAAGGCCGAGAAGAAGAUCGCCUAUCUGCGCCCCAACAUCGAAGAAAUCGAAGAAGACGGCCGUGCCAUCGUCAUCUCUGGCUCUGAACUCGGCGGCCUGACCGACAGCGACUGGGACAAGAUCUGCAGCUACCAGGAGCUUGUCUUUGCCCGUACCUCUCCCGAACAGAAGCUGCAGAUCGUCGAGGAGUUCAAGAAGCGCGAGGAGAUUGUUGCUGUCACCGGCGACGGUGUCAACGACUCGCCUGCUCUCAAGGCCGCCAAUGUCGGUGUUGCCAUGGGCGGCGGCUCCGAAGUCGCCAUGGAGUCUGCCUCGCUGGUCCUGAUCGACAACAACUUCUCUUCGCUCAUCUCGGGCAUCGAGAGUGGCCGUCUGUGCUUCGACAACGUCAAGAAGGUCAUCAUGUACCUGAUUCCGUGCGGUACCUGGUCCGAGCUGUGGCCCGUGCUCUUUGCCAUCUUCCUCGGCAUCCCCCUUCCCCUCAACGCUGCCCUCGAUCUUGUCAUCUGCUGCAUCACCGACGUCUUCCCCUCUGUGGCCUUGAUCUAUGAGUCUCCGGAGCGCCACGUCAUGACCCGCCCGCCCCGCAACCCCAAGACCGAGAAGCUCGUCAACGUCCAGAUGUUCGGCCACGUCUACCUGUUUAUCGGCUUGAUGCAGGCCACCUUUGCCCACAUCAUGUUCUCGACCUACAUGACCGAGUCCGUUGGCGUCGGCUUCAAGGACUACCUUCUGCAGUACGGCAACCUCGUCAACGAUCCGAUUGUGUUCCCCAACGGCGUGACCAUCUCGCAGGCCAACUUCCAGACGGCCCUCAAUUCGGGCAACUCGGUGUACUUUGUCUCGCUGGUGAUCAUGCAGGUGUUUGGCAACAUGUACGCCUCGCGCACCCGCUUCAACUCGAUCCUGCAGCAGAACCCCUUCUGGGGCCCGACCCGCAACCUGUACCUGCUCGUGGCCACGGUCUGCUCGCUGGCCUUUGCCGCCCUCUUCGUCUACACCCCUGUCUUCAACAACCUGUUCAUGUGCGGCCCCAUCCCUCUCAAGUACUGGUUCAUGCCCCUGGGCUUUGGCCUGAUCAUCAUCAUCAUGGACGAGCUCCGCAAGCUCGCCGUGCGCACCUACGGUCCCAAGUCGCUCAUUGCCAGAAUCUCCUGGUAA
Molecule: messenger RNA, 3480 nt
Organism: Polychytrium aggregatum
Lineage: Eukaryota; Fungi; Chytridiomycota; Chytridiomycetes; Polychytriales
Exons: 2
Coding region: 181-3480 (1099 amino acids)
Biological process (GO): potassium ion import across plasma membrane; proton transmembrane transport; sodium ion export across plasma membrane
Cellular component (GO): membrane
Molecular function (GO): ATP binding; P-type sodium:potassium-exchanging transporter activity; ATP hydrolysis activity
Source: RefSeq, a predicted model, not a curated record